Zea mays is the source of this 1964-nucleotide messenger RNA. Its product is annotated as PK protein. NCBI's taxonomy places the organism in Eukaryota, Viridiplantae, Streptophyta, Magnoliopsida, Poales, Poaceae. Bases 158 to 1687 code for a protein of 509 amino acids. The record is from RefSeq and is marked validated. Gene Ontology annotation, biological process: glycolytic process. Gene Ontology annotation, molecular function: magnesium ion binding; pyruvate kinase activity; potassium ion binding. The transcript is spliced from 3 exons.
AAUUCCGUCCACAGAAGAAGAAUCCUUCUCGACGCCGCCCCCAUUCAUUCUUGGAGGGCAAGAAGAACGCGCAGUCCAAAAGCGAAACAAGGGGAAGGGGCGAGGCAGCCAAACGAAUCCCAGCACCUGCCUCUCCUUUGCUUGCGCAGAUCUAGCGAUGGCGGCGGGCGGUGAGUUGGCGUGGGGGGAGGAGCCCGUGGCGCGGCGCCGGCCUAAGACCAAGAUCGUCUGCACGCUCGGCCCGGCGUCGCGAUCCGUCGAGAUGAUCUCGCGCCUGCUGCGCGCCGGGAUGUGCGUCGCGCGCUUCAACUUCUCCCAUGGCUCCCACGAGUACCACCAGGAGACGCUCGACAACCUGCACGCCGCCAUGGAGCUCACCGGGAUCCUCUGCGCCGUUAUGCUCGACACCAAGGGUCCAGAGAUUAGAACUGGAUUUUUGAAAGAUGGGAAGCCUAUUCAAUUGAUAAAAGGCCAAGAAAUCACAAUUUCUACAGACUAUAGCAUUCAGGGUGAUGAGAAAAUGAUAUCAAUGAGCUACAAGAAGCUUGCUGUUGAUCUGAAGCCAGGCAGUGUCAUAUUGUGUGCUGAUGGUACCAUCACUCUUACUGUUCUUCACUGUGAUAAAGAACAAGGCUUGGUUCGCUGCCGCUGUGAGAACACUUUCAAGCUUGGCGAGAGGAAGAAUGUUAAUCUUCCAGGAGUUAUUGUUGAUCUCCCCACACUCACAGACAAGGACAAGGAGGACAUCCUUAAAUGGGGUGUUCCAAACAAGAUUGACAUGAUUGCCUUGUCAUUUGUUCGGAAGGGUUCGGAUCUUGUGGAGGUUAGGAAGGUACUUGGUGAGCAUGCCAAGUCCAUAAUGCUGAUGUCAAAGGUUGAGAAUCAAGAGGGAGUAGCUAACUUUGAUGAUAUCCUGGCAAACUCUGAUGCUUUUAUGGUGGCAAGAGGUGAUUUAGGAAUGGAAAUUCCUAUAGAGAAGAUUUUCUUUGCACAGAAGGUGAUGAUUUUCAAGUGCAAUAUUCAAGGCAAGCCUGUUGUGACUGCAACCCAGAUGUUGGAAUCUAUGAUCAAGUCUCCUCGCCCUACUCGGGCAGAAGCAACGGAUGUUGCAAACGCAGUUCUUGAUGGCACAGACUGUGUUAUGCUCAGUGGUGAGACUGCUGCUGGGGCUUAUCCAGAGUUGGCGGUGCAGACUAUGGCUAAGAUCUGCCUGCAAGCAGAGUCUUGCGUAGACCAUGCUGCUAUUUUCAAAUCAAUCAUGGCUUCAGCUCCAAUUCCAAUGAGUCCAUUGGAGAGCCUUGCAUCAUCAGCUGUUCGCACAGCAAACUCUGCCAGGGCAGCACUUAUCUUGGUCCUGACCAGGGGAGGAACUACUGCUAGGCUUGUAGCCAAGUAUAGGCCAUCCAUGCCGAUUCUGUCCGUUGUGGUUCCUGAGCUGAAGACAGACUCGUUCGACUGGGCCUGCAGUGACGAGGGUCCGGCAAGGCACAGCCUCAUUGUGAGGGGUGUCAUCCCAAUGCUGAGUGCCGCCACUGCCAAGGCCUUUGACAACGAAGCCACUGACGAAGCUAUUGGUUUUGCCAUUGAAAAUGCGAAGACGAUGGGGCUAUGCAACACCGAUCAAUCCGUUGUGGCCCUGCACCGCAUCGGGAUUUCAUCCGUCAUCAAGCUUCUUACUGUGAAGUAGGGGUCCAAGGGUGAGGGACACCAUUUUGCUUGGUGAAUUUUUGUGAGGCUGCUUACGCACAUCAGCGUAUCCACAGCUUUUCUGUUGCCAAAGAUACAGACUUUGCGUUCUGGUACACCUUGGUGUUACAAGGUUGUGGGAAUUUGUCGUUUAGAUAUUAGCGAUUUAAACAGUUUAUCAACUGCUAUAGCUAAUUAAUUUGCAGCUGUGCUGCAACUUUAUCGUACUGAAAAUUUUAUGUUUGUUUCACAUGCUUGCUUGUUGAUUUUAUUUCGUU